Sclerotinia sclerotiorum 1980 UF-70 is the source of this 3075-nucleotide messenger RNA. RefSeq lists its product as hypothetical. The record is from RefSeq and is a predicted model, not a curated record. Lineage: Eukaryota; Fungi; Ascomycota; Leotiomycetes; Helotiales; Sclerotiniaceae. Gene Ontology annotation, biological process: double-strand break repair via break-induced replication; DNA replication; mitotic DNA replication initiation. Gene Ontology annotation, molecular function: ATP binding; single-stranded DNA helicase activity; single-stranded DNA binding. The coding region runs from base 1 to 3075 and encodes 1024 amino acids. The transcript has 6 exons. Gene Ontology annotation, cellular component: nucleus; MCM complex.
AUGUCGUCUCCUGCUGGUCGUCGACAGCGCAACUCUCAAUCUGCGACCCCUAGGCGCACAUCAGCAAGAAAUUCACAAGCCUUUCCAAGUAGCCCACCGGAUCCCGCUGCUGCUCAACUUCAAAAUGAAGCAGCUUCGUCGCAAGGCGUUACAGGUACCCCUCGGCGGGGUAUCAUUCCAUCGUCGUCGCCUAUGAACUAUAGAUCAUCUCCGGCAGACGCUGCACGAUUCAAUCGAGAUAUCAGUUCGCCGCUGAGACAAAUGACAAAUACUCAGUCGACGCAAGAAGAUGGCGAUCGUACUCCAAGAGCAGGUGGUAGCGCUCUUAUCGGUGACUCCUCACCGAUCAGAUACGAAGCAAGUUCUAGUCCUGGUAGAGCAUAUGCCAAUGAUCCCCAAUCAAACAUUCCAAGUGACAGCAGUGGCCUUUUCGUUCGCUCUUCUCGUUCUCAAGGACCUGGAUCUGCAAUUAACAAUUCUCGAAGAGGGGAUAUCACAUCUGAUAACCUUAACACACCCCGCGCCAGAAGACGUAUAUUCAUGGAUGAAAGUGGGCGUGUUGUAAGAGAUGUCCCACCUGAAGAUGCGGAAGCCCCUUCAUUCUCGAACCUCGACCCAACAACUUCAGAUGCGCAAGCUAUGGGAGGCAAUUCUACACUUUGUAUCUGGGGCACAAAUGUUUCCAUAAACGAUACGUUGUCCACAUUUAAGGACUUCCUUCGAAACUACACCAAAAAAUACCGCAUGUGGGGUGAGGGAAUGUCUGAGGAAGAUACCCAAGCCGAUCCUGAGUCAAACUCGAAGGAAUAUUUAGAGAUGAUGCAAAAUAUGCUGACUCUUGGAAUUACAAGUCUUAAUCUGGAUUUCCGCAAUCUCAAGGCAUACCCUCCUACCAAGAAACUUUGGCAGCAAGCGCAAGAUUACCCUCAGGAUAUUGUUACGCUUAUGGAUCAAGGUAUUAAAGAUGUGAUGUACGAGAUCGCAGAAAAUCAAAUGGCAAUUCAAAGGCAAUCACAGAGUUCCACCGGACAGGGAUCCGGACGAAGUAGAGUUCAAAGCUCGGAACCUCCUGUCCCAAGUUCAGAGAGGGGCGACGCCGAUGCUGCAACACCAAGAGGACAAGAUUCUAAUGAAGUGGAUUUAUGUGCUGAGGUACAAAAGAGAUCUUAUAGAGUUAGACCCUUUGGUCUGGACAAAACUAUUAACAUGAGAGAACUUGAUCCAUCCGACGUCGAUAAAAUUAUAGCUAUCAAGGGACUCGUCAUUCGAACUACACCGAUAAUUCCAGACAUGAAAGAUGCAUUCUUCAAGUGUUCUGUGUGCAAUCAUACAGUCAAGGUUGAUAUUGACCGUGGUAAGAUUGCCGAGCCCACAGAAUGCCCUCGUCCUGUUUGUAAAUCUCCAAAUUCCAUGCAGAUUGUACACAACAGGUCUGGAUUCAUGGACAAGCAAGUCAUCAAACUUCAAGAGACCCCAGAUUCCGUUCCUGCUGGUCAAACACCUCAUUCUGUGUCGAUGUGCGCAUACGAUGAAUUGGUGGAUCUCUGCAAAGCUGGUGACAGAGUUGAAAUUACUGGUAUCUUCAAGGCUAGCCCAGUCCGCGUAAAUCCACGUCAACGGACUCUUAAAAGUAUUUAUAAAACCUACAUCGAUGUUUUACAUAUCCAGAAGGUUGACAAGAAGAGAAUGGGGAUCGAUGCUUCGACCGUUGAACAAGAAAUAUCCGAUCAAUUAACUGGUAAUAUUGAAGAGACUAGAAAGGUUUCCGAAGAGGAGGAAGAAAAAAUCAAAGAAACCGCCGCAAGGCCCGAUAUCUAUGAGCUUCUAUCUCGCUCCCUUGCUCCUAGUAUCUUUGAAAUGGAUGAUGUUAAGAAGGGCAUCUUGCUUCAAUUGUUUGGAGGAACAAACAAAUCUUUCGAAAAAGGAGGAAGUCCCAAAUAUAGAGGAGAUAUCAACAUUCUACUAUGUGGGGACCCUUCUACUUCGAAAUCUCAGAUUCUACAAUACGUACAUAAGAUUGCUCCUCGUGGUGUGUAUACCAGUGGUAAAGGAUCAUCGGCAGUUGGUUUGACAGCAUAUGUUACUCGAGACCCAGAAACACGCCAGCUUGUCCUCGAAUCCGGAGCCCUUGUUUUGUCAGAUGGAGGUGUUUGCUGUAUUGAUGAAUUUGACAAAAUGUCCGAUGCUACUCGAUCAGUCUUGCACGAGGUUAUGGAACAACAAACUGUCUCUAUUGCCAAGGCAGGAAUCAUCACAACUCUGAAUGCCCGAACGAGCAUUCUUGCAUCCGCAAAUCCAAUUGGGAGUAAAUACAAUCCGAACUUACCAGUACCGCAGAACAUUGAUCUCCCACCUACUUUACUUUCCAGAUUUGAUCUUGUCUACUUGAUCUUGGAUCGUAUUGAUGAGACUAAUGAUCACGAUAAACCGCAAAGUGCUUCAGGAGGAAUGGAGAUUUUGCCUAUUGAGUUCCUGACCUCCUAUAUCUCCUACGCUCGUGCUAAGUGUCAACCACGAAUCAGUCAAGAAGCAUCUGCCGAACUUGUCACCGCCUAUGUCGAGAUGCGCAAACUUGGCGAGGAUAUCCGCGCCGCUGAACGUCGUAUCACAGCCACAACUCGUCAACUCGAAUCCAUGAUUCGUCUUUCCGAAGCACAUGCUAAAAUGCGUUUGUCGGGAAUUGUUACGAAGGAAGAUGUACAAGAAGCAGUCCGGUUGAUCAAGAGUGCUUUAAAACAAGCGGCUACAGAUGCGAGAACCGGAUUGAUUGAUAUGAGUCUUUUGACUGAAGGCACAAGUGCUAGUGAGAGAAGAAGAAAGGGUGAUCUGAAGAAUGCGGUGCUGGGUGUCGUGGAUGAGAUGACCGGACCCGGUGGAAAUGCUAGAUGGACGGAAGUGGUUAGAAAAUUGGGAGAGCAGAGUAGCAUGCAAGUUGACUCUGCAGAGUUUGGCGAGGCAGUUAGGGGUUUGGAGCUAGAAGGCCAAUUGGAUAUGUUAUUAGUUGAACUGUAUAUGUCAGAUCAAGCUGGGAAGAAGGAAAUAGUGGUUUCAUUGUUAAUUCGAGCACCCGAGUAA